AUGCAAUUAGGGUACUGGUACUUCUUCAACUCGUAUGAUGCUGAAAAUAUCAUAGUCCAGAAUCUCGAGUCAUUUUUCCAUCUGGCAUACCCCGAUAAUAACAUCAGCUGGGUCAGCAGCCUUGCCGCAAUAAACGGCACGCGCUCAUGGCUGACAGCCGGCAAGAAGGGUCCCCUUCCGCCGUGGCUCAGUGAACAGGACAAGGCCAGAUGGCUCGAGAUCAACGGUCGUAAAAACACCAUAGCGGCGUCACUGAACUACUACCGAUCGCUCAUGCGUGGGACACAAGCCCCCGAUGAAGAUCCGUUAACCGACGCAGAACGCACGCUUCGGGUGCCUGUAUUGGGCAUAUGCGGCGCCGAGGACAUGGUUACGAGGCCGGAUCAGAUUGGGCUUGGCAUCAGGCCAUACGCAAGCAAGGGCUAUACGGAAAAGCUGUUAAAGGGUGCCGGGCAUUGGGUCAUGUUAGAAAGGAGUAAGGAGGUCAGCAAUGCUCUGCUUGAAUUUGUCGCAAAUGAUGAGAUUUUUGUGCCACUUGAUCCAUCAAGUAUUGACUCUAAUAAGCUAAGAACCUAG
This is a messenger RNA of Phaeoacremonium minimum UCRPA7, 576 nucleotides long. Its product is annotated as putative alpha beta-hydrolase protein. The transcript is spliced from 2 exons. Lineage: Eukaryota; Fungi; Ascomycota; Sordariomycetes; Togniniales; Togniniaceae. The record is from RefSeq and is a predicted model, not a curated record. The coding region runs from base 1 to 576 and encodes 191 amino acids. Gene Ontology annotation, molecular function: hydrolase activity.